GCCUCACUGUGUGCAAUGUUUUGCCGGAGCGCGGGCCGGGCCCUCCGGGCUCUGGCGCUGCUGCAGUUGCAGCCGCCCGCCCGGGCAGCGCCGCUCACGGCCCAGGGACCGGCCGCCUGCUACGGUACUUCAAUAACAUCUGCCAAAAUCCAAGUGAAUGGAGUCCACCUGCAUUAUCAGCAAACAGGAGAAGGAAGCCAUGCAGUUCUUCUGCUUCCAGGAAUGCUAGGGAGUGGUCAAACUGAUUUUGGACCGCAGCUUAAGUCUAUGAAUAAGCAACUUUUCACAGUUGUUGCUUGGGAUCCUCGGGGUUAUGGAAAGUCCAUUCCUCCAUCUCGGGACUUUCCUCCAGAUUUCUUUGAGAGGGAUGCAAAAGAUGCUGUGGAUCUUAUGCAGGCACUGAAGUUUAAGAAGUUCUCCUUGCUGGGGUGGAGUGAUGGUGGAAUUACAGCUCUCAUUGCUGCUGCAAAAUACCCAAAUCUUAUCCACAAGUUGGUUGUCUGGGGAGCAAAUGCCAGCGUUACUCAAGAGGAUGUGAGAAUUUACAAUGGCAUCCGAGAUGUUUCAAAAUGGAGUGAAAAGGUCAGGAAACCACUGGAAGAGCUGUAUGGCCAUAAGUACUUUGCAGAAACCUGCGAGGCUUGGGUAGAUGGAAUAUCACGCUUUGCUGAAAAUUCAGAUGGUAGUAUCUGCCAGCAGUUGCUGCCAGAUAUUAAAUGUCCCACAUUUAUAAUUCAUGGUGAGAAGGACCCUUUGGUCCCACAAGCUCAUGCAGAAUACAUUCAUAAGCACAUCAAAGGCUCUCGGUUGCUUCUGAUGCCAGAAGGAAAGCAUAAUUUACACCUGCGUUUUGCAAAGGACUUCAACAGAGAAGUGGAAAAUUUCCUACGCUGACAUGAACUGUAAAGCAAGUCAGAGGUGCUUAGCCUUUGCCUUGUUUGGGAAUUUUGGUUGGAAUUUCCGUUGUAAUGGAAUUAUAGGUAGGUUUGUGUCAUGUAAGAAAAACAUUAAACAUAUUUGCAUGAGAA
Molecule: messenger RNA, 1028 nt
Organism: Melospiza melodia melodia
Lineage: Eukaryota; Metazoa; Chordata; Aves; Passeriformes; Passerellidae
Gene: BPHL
Product: biphenyl hydrolase like
Exons: 7
Coding region: 16-894 (292 amino acids)
Molecular function (GO): serine hydrolase activity
Source: RefSeq, a predicted model, not a curated record